AGUAUCAUUUCCACUAAUCUCUCUUAAAAAAAAUCAAAAUCGAAACAAAAUUCUCUAAACCUUUGCGCAAAUUCGGUCGAAAACCCCUCCGGCGACGGCGAACGAAGGAAUGAGAGGAGCUAGCGUGAUCCUACGCCGUUUAGUAAGCCGUCGGGCACCGUGCCUAGCUUCUCGAUCUUCUUCUAUCGGCGACGACCUUAUUGUGUCCUCCUCCGCCGCCGCUGCUUCGUAUUCUACUCUGAUCCUCGCCGAGGAUGCGCGACCACUUUUUGCUACAAUGGCUGCCUCUGGCGCCGUUUCAGCUUAUCACCUCUCUUUCACGAAUCAGUCGCGGAACUUCUCCUCUGCUGGCUCGUCAGAUUCAUUGAAGGUGGUAUCAAUCGAGUCUGAGGAACAGUUUAAUGAUUCAAUUCGCAAAGCUGAAGAGGAAUCUCAGCCGGCAAUAUUCUACUUCACAGCAGCUUGGUGCGGCCCCUGUAGACUAUUAUCACCCAUGAUCGGGCAGCUUACUCAGAAGUACCCACAUGUAACAACCUAUAAAAUAGAUAUUGAUAAGAAAGGGAUAGAAAAUGCUGUGAGCAAGUCAAAUAUUCACUCUGUGCCUACACUGCACUUCUUUCAGAACGGUAAAAAGGCCGGUGAAGUCAUUGGUGCAGAUGUUGAACUCUUGAAGGACACCAUGGAAUCACUAUACAAGUGAAAGCAAUCAUGCUUUUGCAUUUGUGCUUGAACUUUCUGCUGGAAGACCUUUGUCCAAAAGAAGUUUGUCAUGCAGACAGCAUUCCAUGCUGUUCUCCCUUCAGAAUCCAGUUUCAUUUGUCAUCAGAAAUAUUUCUUGUUUUCUUCACUUUACUGUAUGAAGUUGUUCUGUGUUCCUCAAGAUCUAAAUAUUGAUCUUCUUUCUUGGCUAUAUGAAUUCUUUUCGGUGCCAGAAAUAAUUCCUUUAUUUGUUGUAGAUGAACUUGUAAAAUUUCAAUAUUCUUAGUUUCUUACUACUAUCUGAAAGAUAGAAUUAACAUAAUAAUGAACUCAUUCCUAUUGUGGAAUAAAUGUUAGUGGAUUCUCCUUUACAGGAGUAUAUGUUUUUAAAACAAUUCUUGAUGGUUUCAUUUUGUCAAUUAAGGGUGAUGAUUUGAAUUGUUUUUAAAACAAUUCUUGAUUGUACAUAUGAUUUUUGAACUUGUGGACUUGGGAGUUUGAAUGUGAUUCGUGUUAUGCAAAAUAAAUGUGAUAGCCUAGCCAGGCCUUUUAGCCAGUUUCUUCAGCUGUGCUCUUCUUCCUUUCGAUGACUCACAAGAAUACUGGCAUCUGGUUUCUACAUACUUCUUGAACUUGGAGGCUGCUUUCCAAGAUUUGGUAUCUUCAUUAGACAAGGUGUGCAAGGAAUUUGAACUGAGUGGUGUGGCCCAACUGCUAAUUAAACUCCAAUAAAUAUUGAAGCUCAAGGAAGGAGUACUCACUUGCUAUGGAGUUGUUUUCCAGGAAUAUUCUUUUGACUCUACAAUUUGUGGAUAAUUGAUUUAUAGUGGGGAAUGUUUCUUGUUCGACUUGUACAACCGACACAUGUACGUACUUGGUUAGGCUUACAAGGUAAAUUUAUGAUGUACCCUUUUAAGUGUGAACUAUGAAAACUAUAGAACUCCCUCCAUCCAACUAAGUUUAGUUAUUUUA
Molecule: messenger RNA, 1671 nt
Organism: Salvia splendens (bonfire salvia)
Lineage: Eukaryota; Viridiplantae; Streptophyta; Magnoliopsida; Lamiales; Lamiaceae
Product: thioredoxin O2, mitochondrial
Exons: 8
Coding region: 110-700 (196 amino acids)
Source: RefSeq, a predicted model, not a curated record